AUGCUGAGAAGCGCCACUCGGGAGUUGAGGCGAGGGUGGCAGGUGUCGCAAAAUGUGACAACCCACGCCAAGAUUGCUUGUUCCCUACAUCCGAAUGCGACUCGCCGAUAUGUGUCGACGUCGGAAAGUAUCGAGUCUGAGAUACUCAGCGGCCGUCGAACUUGGGAUCACCGCCCCAUCGCUGGGUUGAGGCAACAGCUCGCCGCUGAGAAGAAGCGCGAAGGUAUCGAUCAACCGGAAGACCAGGAGCACCAUGAAUCGAACCGAGCGCAGAGGACUCGUCGAACCGGGCCGGUAUUCGAGCAGAACUACCUGCGCCACAAAGUCGAACGGAAACUGAAGAUGCAGAAAGGAUGGAGCGAUCAGAGUCCAGCUGUUCUCCUCCGUCAGUAUCUUGCUAGCGAACGACCGAACCGGAGCAUGCAGCGACAAAUUGCUGCUAUCCGCAGCAUGCGCCUACCGAUUGUCCUGAUUCAGAUGGACUUGUAUCAACAGGUCGAGGCCGAUCCAGAGAACAACGAGGACAUGGCCGACUUACUGCCUCCGAGGGAACAAUGGGACAAUUUGAUGAGCGUCCUUCAUCACAACGGGCAUACAGAAGAGAAUCUGAACAAGUACGUGAACAUUCUCUUUGCCGAAAGUGAUGAAGAGAGGUGCCGGCUAUUCUUGGAAGAUGACCAGCCGAAGCCCACCUUUAUCCUCAGCUAUCUCUUGAGGCUGAGCUCCUCUUUCACUGAAAUUUCGACUCUGGACGGCAUUAUCCAAUACGUCAAGAAGCGAUUAAGGGACACAACUGACAAGGUUGAGCCCACAUCUGCCGUGAAGAAGUACGCUGGCCGGGCAGCAACCGCCAUGAGGAAGUUUGCACCAGAGGACUUCACACAGAUUAUGGAAAGGUUGGCUUUUCACUGUCGACGAAUAGAGCCAAGGCGGUUGAUGGAAUUGGCCGAUGCCGCGGCGGAUUUCAUCAUGCGCUAUGAAGCCAAGUCUGGAAACCCCAAAGAGACGUAUCACGCUCAAUGCAAGUUUUUCAACACUGCGCUCAAUGCUGUGGCUGGACGUACGGGCUCUGGGCCACAGCGCAAGUCAAUACCCUACGCUUACAUUUGGGAGGCCCAGCGGAUUCUAUUGGGCAUGUCCGGGGGCCUCCCGACCGCGCUGUUGGUGGACAGGACCGGAUUCAAGGCAAUCAGAGCGGUGCUGGCCGGAAUGCCCAAGAAUAGGGACGAGGUUCACAGCGCAAGACGUCAUUCACAGACUUGGCCGCCUUAUCUACAACCGGGAGACGGUAUGGACGAGGUGAUGGAGCCAGAUGACAGCUGGACCCGAGUGGUUCGGGCAGGAAUGAUGAUGCAGGAAGCUGGUUUUCCUAAGGGCGAAGUUGACUUUGCACUCGAUGUUCUGCAAGGCAUGGCCCAUGAUGGGACACCUACAAUCCAGCAACGGAGGCAACUUGGCCCAGAUCGCGACCUCGCUGCCUGGGCGGCCUCUAUCAAGGCAACACGAAACGCACAUGAGGCAUGGGAGAGAUUCAGGCACCCCCCGAAGCCUGAUAUGAAACCAGGUCUGGACGAAUACGCUGCCAUGUUUCAGAGGCUCUUUGCUCGCGAAGCCGACCCUGAUUCAAGUAGUCUACCGGGAGACACUACGCUCAACUAUCCCACGCAAGAGGAAGCCAACUUGACGGAGCUCGAAAAGUCUCGGCUGCAACCCCCGACACCAGCGGAGCUUUACGGGAUGAUGAGACGUCAGAAGCUCAGGCCAGACGAACAGUGUCUCACGGUUCUGGUGGCGAAUGCUCACAGUCUCGAUGAGGCCCACGAGUAUCUGCUUGAUGCCAGCACUCCACAACAGAACUAUGCGAACCUGACGUCGCCCAGUCCGAUAGCUGACGCACUCAAGACCAUUCCCCUCCCCGUCUUCUCGGCAUACAUUGAUGUCUGCUCCAAAAAUGCCAGCUACAGAGGUCGGAAUAUGCUACGUGCCAUUAGAUUGGCCGAGGCCCGUCUCAGUCGCAAAAACCAGAACUGGGCCUCGUAUAUUUGGGCGCCAAUCCUGAAGAACUUGGGUCAGCAUCACUAUGGCCUGAAGCUUAGCCUCGAAGCCCAGCUUCGAUUGCUCCUACACCUUGUGGAUCGCAUUGAAUCUACGCAUGGCAUGACGCUUCUCCUGUUCAACCGGUUUACACUAACCCUGCGCAAGAUCUUGCGACGGGAGGUGGAGAAGCUUUCGGCGGCUGUGGAAACAAAUAGUGCUGACCUGAGCGCGCUCGCCGUUCUUUACGACAUUGGCGCUGAGGAGGCGGGCGUUGCGCCUAGAAAGGUGAGCCCGGUCUGGGAUGACUCGGCACUGUCCCUGAUCAGGUCGGCUGGUUCACGAAUAAAGGCCUUCUUCUACGGCCUAGUGCUCCAGGAGCAAGACAGGGUGCGGCAGGGGGAGAUUACCGAUGUGUCGCUUCUCGAUGGCAUGAGAGCACGUCGAGAUCCCGUGAUGGCGCCGCACGCCCACGACCUGAUGCUGGCGCUGGCCUUUGCGGGAGAGUUUGAGGAGAUGGCCGAGGUGAUGAAAUGGCUCAUCCGAGAAUGGAGCCCUACAAGGCUGCGGGAGGAAAUGGAAGAUCUGGACGAGAUGCCCCGCGAUCUGGACAUGCUGGAGACGCUGUGUGUGUUCCGCGCGUUUGCGGAGCCCAUGAUAACACAGACGAAGCUAGACGCGGUACUAACCGACUUUAACACACAUGGGGUGUAUUGGGAGUGGCCCGACGAUGCAACGGUGGAAGGGUACCUAGACGGACGGCAUCACAGUAACUCUAAUCGGGAGCUGAGUGAGGUUCUCCGAUGGAUACGGCGAAGAAGGACGACGCGGCGGGCGGAGAAUGAGGGCUGGGCCAUGGACAUUGGCGACCUAGAGGUGGACUGGACAGAGACCAAGCGAGAGGCUCUGGAUCCACAGCACCUGAAAGACCUUGGGAAAAAGGCCUAUAGGUCUGAUUAG
Messenger RNA from Fusarium keratoplasticum, 2994 nucleotides. RefSeq lists its product as uncharacterized. The record is from RefSeq and is a predicted model, not a curated record. The coding region runs from base 1 to 2994 and encodes 997 amino acids. Lineage: Eukaryota; Fungi; Ascomycota; Sordariomycetes; Hypocreales; Nectriaceae. The transcript has 2 exons.